Messenger RNA from Magnolia sinica, 1374 nucleotides. RefSeq names its product equilibrative nucleotide transporter 1-like. The record is from RefSeq and is a predicted model, not a curated record. Gene Ontology annotation, cellular component: plasma membrane. Bases 1 to 1245 code for a protein of 414 amino acids. NCBI's taxonomy places the organism in Eukaryota, Viridiplantae, Streptophyta, Magnoliopsida, Magnoliales, Magnoliaceae. Gene Ontology annotation, molecular function: nucleoside transmembrane transporter activity. Gene Ontology annotation, biological process: nucleoside transmembrane transport. The transcript has 2 exons.
AUGGGGCUUUUCAUCGGCAACGGAGCAGACGCUCCGUUGCUAAGCUCCAUUUCUCCGAAAAUACCAAAAGACACCUUCCACCUUGCCUACAUAGUCCACUUCAUCUUCGGCGUUGGUUUCCUCCUCCCAGGGAAUACUUUCAUCACAGCCGUCGAUUACUUCAGUUAUAUCUACCCUGGCGUCAAUAUCAACCGCAUCUUCACUGCAGUCAAGAUGGUCGUCUGCUUCAUCACCGUUGUGAUUGUCCUCGGUUGGGCACGGAAAUCUAGCAGUUACCUUAGGAUCAACAUCGGCCUGGCGUUGUUCGUGGCCUCGCUAUUGACGGUCCCGAUCAUCGAUUUGGCAUACGUGAAGGGAAGGGUGGGCCUCUACAACGGCUUUUAUGUGACCGUUGCAGCUGUCGUGGUUUGUGGGGUGGCCAACGGGUUAUUUGAAAGCGGAGUGGUGGGCGCUGCGGGAGAGCUUCCGGAGAGAUAUAUGCAAGCAAGUGGUGCGGGAUUGGCUGCAUCAGGGGUGAUUGUUUCAGUUUUGAGAAUCAUAACCAAAGCUAUCUACCCACAUGAUGCUUCUGGUUUAAGAAGCAGCGCAAACCUCUACUUUGGCGUCAGUAUCGUCAUCAUGGUCAUUUGCCUAAUUUGCUACAACAUCAGUAACAAGCUUCCAGUCAUUCAGUACUACAAAGAUUUGAAGACAAAAGCCCAAGAAGAAGAAGAAGAAAAUGAUAAACCCUACCUGAGUAAAUCUCCAUGGAAAUCAAGCUUGUGGGACGUUACAAGGCGAGUAAAAUGGCUUGCAUUUGCAAGAUUCCUCAUCUUCGUUGUGACUUUCUCAAUAUUUCCAGGACACAUAACGGAAGACGUGCACUCUCGAAUCCUCAAUGACUGGUACCCAAUUCUUCUCAUUGCAUGUGAGAGUUUGUUCAAUCUAGUGGGCAUGUCUUUGCCGGCGUUCUAUCUCAUCAAGAAUGAAAACGUCGUAGUCACUGCCUCACUUGCUAGGCUGUUGUUCUAUCCUCUCUUUCUUGGUUGCUGGUACGGGCCAGCGUUCCUCCAGACGGAGAUUCCAACUGCCACAUUGACAUGUCUGCUUGGGAUAACUAAUGGUUAUCUUGCCAAUGUGUUGUUGAUUCUUCCACCCAAAACUGUCCCAAUACAGCAUGCUGAAGCUGCGGGGAUUGUGAUGGUAGUGUUUUCAAAUCUUGGCUUGUCAGUUGGUUCGAUAGCUUCUUGGCUUUGGAUCAUCUGAUCAGAUGGUAUCAAAUGUCUAUAUAUCACCUUUAAUACCAGCUUCAAAUGUAUGUUUCUGUGAAUCCAUCCAUGGAAUUCUUUAAUGAUGUUCCUACCUAUUUGAUCAUAUAAAGCUAUGUUAAUAUAU